AUGAGUGAUCUCCCAGACUACGUCCUUGACCCCAAUGCCGUCCUCAAGGACACCGAGGCAACCUGGCGUCACGGAAAUCCUCCCAAUUACUCCAAGACAAGAGCAUUUUAUGAGCAGACAAAGCAAAAGACCCACGAGCACGGCAGCCUUCAAUUUCUCGUCGAGAACUUGGUCAAAAACUGGGAGAUCGAAGCCUCCUUCAAGACAAACUUGGCUGACUGGCGGACCAUCGAUCAAGAUGUGUACACCUUCUCCCUGAACGGCGGCGAGCCACGAACAGGACACCACAUGCUUGAAGUGGGAACAUACAAUGCUCUGUUGACUGCGAAUCAGUACUACGACCCCACGAAGAACAGCUUCGACGACUCGCACAAGUCGUUUAAGCGUAUGAUGCCGACAUUUGCUUGGGAGGUACUUGAGGUCUACGCUGGACCCCCAGUUGUUGUUGCGAAGUGGAGACACUGGGGAGAGAUGAAGAAUGAUUAUGUGGGAUAUAAUAGCUCUGGCGAGAAAGUCACAGUGAAGGCUCACGGAGGGGUCAUUGAUAUCCAGGGUCUCAUUGUGGCGAAGGUCAAUGACAAGCUACAAGUGCAGAGUAUCGAUGUCUGGUUUGAUCCGAUGGAAAUGUUUCGCCAGAUUGGCCAAGAGAGGAACGGUACAAGCUCCGGGUCAGGCUGCCCAUUUGCCAGUGCGCGUCAAUAG
Messenger RNA from Penicillium malachiteum, 702 nucleotides. RefSeq lists its product as uncharacterized. The record is from RefSeq and is a predicted model, not a curated record. The transcript has 3 exons. Bases 1 to 702 code for a protein of 233 amino acids. Lineage: Eukaryota; Fungi; Ascomycota; Eurotiomycetes; Eurotiales; Aspergillaceae.